AUCUUCAUCGACGCUGAUGGAUUAGAUUCAUUGUAUAUUACACCCAUUUUCCACCCACCAUGUUAACCUAUCUCAUUCUGCAACUCUCAUUGAAAAGAAUAGAGAUAGACCCAUAAAUUGGAUUUUCUCAAAAUUUGCGGCUUUAAUUCUGUUUUUUGGGUUCUGGGGUGCCAUGUGUUUUAAGAAAAAUGUGCUUCCAGAGCAGCUUCUGUCGAGAGGGAACGUGUUUUCGAGAGUUGGGUGGGCGGUGGUGGCGUGUCUGAUUGUGUUAACGGGGCUGCUACUUAAUAGUUCACUUAAGGGUUCUGCGGGGGGGUCGCUGUUUCAGGGGGUUUAUAGUGUUAGUGAUGGUACUGUUUCACGGCAUUCCGCUCCUCCUUCGCCUUCAGCUUCUAGUUCUGCCGGAAAUGCUGCUGGGGCAGUGCAAUUGCAGAGCUUUCCGGGCAUUCUGGUGGGGAAUGGAGAAGUGAAUGUGUCUGAGGCGGGUGAAAAGCAAGAUUUCAUGGAGGAUAAUGGAGGUGGGGUGGUUUUAGAGGACGUGCAUUUGGGGAAUUUCAGUGAUGGGGUUAAAAAUGGGAGCUUUGGGGUGGAUGAGGGAGGAGGAGGUGGGGGUGGCGGGAUUGAACAGAUGAGCAAUGGGUCAAAUGUGGGAUUAGAUUCUCUCAUUACAGAUGAAGAAAUUUUAGCUGAGAUCCAAUUGGGGAAUUUUACUGAGGUAGUAGAUGAUGGAAGCCUAAUGGGUGAAAAUAAAAAUGCAACUAAAGCCUCUGAAGGAAAAUCUGAAGAAAACCCGAGAAAUGUUGUUACUAGGAUCACAGAAAAUAAGGAAGCAGGAAAAUUGCAAAAUAAUGGAGAUGGUGGGUUUCCCGGUGCAGAAGAAAAGGCUGCGGAGGUGAACAAACAAGGGAAUGCAGUUGACGAAAACAAAACCCCAAACGCUGAUGGGGAUCCUCAAGUUGGGAAAGUUAGUAAGGGUUCUUAUGAGGAUUGUGAUUUCUUUGAUGGCAAAUGGGUGAGGGAUGAUUCAGAUCCAUAUUAUCCUCCAGGGUCAUGUCCUUACGUUGAUAAGGAUUUCGAUUGCCAGCGCAAUGGAAGGCCUGAUGAUGGAUAUAUUAAGUGGAAAUGGCAGCCAAAUGGUUGUGAUGUAGCAAGGCUGAAUGCAACUCAUUUUCUGGAGAGAUUGAGGGGAAGGAGGCUGGUUUUUGUGGGGGAUUCUCUGAAUAGGAACAUGUGGGAGUCCUUGGUGUGUAUCCUCCGGCAUAGUGUCGCAGACAAGAAUAGAGUUUAUGAGAUUUCUGGACGGAGUGAUUUCAAAAAGAAGGGCAUUUAUGCUUUCAGAUUUGAGGACUACAAUUGCUCGGUCGAUUUUGUUGCUGCCCCAUUUCUUGUCAAAGAAUCAACAUUUCAGCGUGAAAAUGAGACAAUUGAGACGCUAAGAUUAGACUUGAUGGAUCCAUCGACUUCAAUGUAUCAUGAUGCCGAAGUAAUGGUGUUCAAUACUGGUCAUUGGUGGACACAUGAAAAAACUUCCAAAGGGGAAGACUACUACCAAGAAGGUGACUACGUUUACCCAAGGCUCAAAGUUCUCAAAGCAUUUCAAAAGGCUCUCCGUACCUGGGCUAGAUGGGUAGACCAGAACGUUGAUAGCACUCAAACCCAAGUUCUCUACAGAGGAUAUUCUGUCACCCAUUUCCAGGGAGGCCAGUGGAACUCUGGAGGAAAAUGUCACGAGGAAACUGAGCCAAUCACCGAUGAAAAUCACUUAACAAAGUACCCUUCAAAAAUGAGAGCUCUAGAAAGCGUGAUUCGAAAAGCAAAUACCCCAAUUAUGUACCUGAACGUAAGCAGGCUUACAGAUUACAGGAAAGACGCACAUCCUGCUAUUUACAGAAGACAAUACAAGACACCAGAAGAGUCGAUUGCAGCUGUGCGCUCUCAAGAUUGCAGCCACUGGUGCUUGCCUGGAGUACCCGAUACCUGGAAUGAGCUGCUAUAUGCUUCCCUUUUAAAAGCCGGAAUGGGAGUUUGGGGUAAUCAAGCAUGAUCUUGCACACAACCAUGCACUCUCCUUACAAUUUGUUAUUCUUUCUGAAUAUCCUGUAACUUGUAUGUGUUCUUUGACUUUUACCGUGAAUGGACUGCUGAUAUAAAGAAAGCAAUCCUAAGUUGUGAAUUAACAAUUAUAUUUUAUAUUUCUGAUUAUUAAAAAUGUUGUUUGAUUCACUUCAAGAAGAAUGAAUAAAUGAAAUGCAUUUUC
Molecule: messenger RNA, 2257 nt
Organism: Rubroshorea leprosula
Lineage: Eukaryota; Viridiplantae; Streptophyta; Magnoliopsida; Malvales; Dipterocarpaceae
Source: the annotation of a GenBank genome assembly